AUGACUGAUAUACUAUGUGCUCUACUGUUCCCUUUUUUAUACCCACCCGCCUAUCCUCGACCUCACCUGCCACGUCAGCAGAUAGACUGGCAGCCAGCCCUCUUGCUCUUCCACCAAUGGCAGCAGCGCAGGGAGGAUGGGAUGACGUCAGCAGCAGGCAAGAACAGGCAGGAGCUGACGUCAUCAACAGAAGCGCAUGACAAAUCACCUGAGAGGAAGAGGCUGAGGCAGGAGGGAGAGGGUGCGGUGGUGGUAACACCUGGGGCAACAGACACUGCUGAUGUGACACCACCUGAAGGAGCACCUGGGGGAACACCUGAAGGAGCACCUGGGGGAACACCUGAAGGAGCACCUGAGGGAACGCAUGCGGGAGGCAAGGCAGCGGCGGCGACGGCGGCGGUGGCAGAAGCAGCAGCAACAGGAAAGGCAGCAGAGAGGCAGGGAUCCGGUGGGCUGCAGUUUCGGGUGACCUGUCACCGAGUGUGCAUGAAGCAAACCAAGCACGGGUUCUCCUCCCCUGAAGCUGCUGAUUCUCCUCUCCUCUCCUCUCCUCUCCUCUCCUCUCCUCUCCUCUCCUCUCCUCUCCUCUCCGUCUCUCCUCUCCUCUUCUCUUCUCUCCCCUUCUCUCCUCUCCUCUUCUCUCCUCUUCUCUUCUCUCCUCUUCUCUCCUCUUCUCUCCUCUCCUCUCCUCUCCUCUUCUCUCCUGUCCUCUUCUCUCCUCUCCUCUUCUCUCCUCUUCUCUUCUCUCCUCUUCUCUCCUCUUCUCUCCUCUCCUCUCCUCUCCUCUUCUCUCCUGUCCUCUUCUCUCCUCUCCUCUACUCUCCUCUCCUCUUCUUUCCUCUUCUCUCCUCUCCUCUCCUCUCCUCUUCUCUCCUCUCCUCUCCUCUCCUCUUCUCUCCUCUCCUCUUCUCUCCUCUCCUCUUCUCCCCUCUUCUCUCCUCUCCUCUCCUCUCCUCUCCUCUUCUCUCCUCUCCUCUCCGCUCCUCUCCUCCCCCCUCCCCUCCUCUCCUCUCUUCCCUCCUCCCAUUCACAAUCCUCCUAGUGGAUGUGCUUGCAUGGAUCCGGGACUCCAAUCUCACUCUGCUCAUCUCACUCAUCUACACAGUACUUUCCUUCCCUUGCUGUCCAUCCCCUUCCCUUCCCAACCAUGUCUCGCCAUACCUCACUCCAUCCCCCUUCCCACCUGUGUUUUUUUCCACCUUCUCCUCCCCCCCUCGCUCCCUCCCUCUCCCUCCCCUCUCUGCUCCCCUUCCCUUUUCUUCCCCGCCUCCACCCCCCUAA
Closterium sp. Naga37s-1 is the source of this 1281-nucleotide messenger RNA. The record is from the annotation of a GenBank genome assembly. Lineage: Eukaryota; Viridiplantae; Streptophyta; Zygnematophyceae; Desmidiales; Closteriaceae.